Molecule: messenger RNA, 1592 nt
Organism: Brassicogethes aeneus
Lineage: Eukaryota; Metazoa; Arthropoda; Insecta; Coleoptera; Nitidulidae
Source: the annotation of a GenBank genome assembly
UUAAGGUGUUCACAACGCAAAUGGCUCCCGAUUGUUGUAAAUAACCUCAAAAAUGGAUUUUAAUAUUAUGGAGGAUUUUAAAUACCUAAGCCACGACAGAAUCAAUGUAUUUUGCGAUAUUAACAUAGGAACAUUGUGUAGAGUGUGUUUGGAGAGAAUGGAGAACGGUAAAAAGUCGUACAACAUAUUUUCUGAAGGAGAUCCAACCACAUCAAAUAUGAUCAUGUCUUGUGCCUCUGUUCAAAUUUCAGAAACAGAUGGUCUACCAAACAUAAUUUGCCAUGAAUGUUUUAUAAAACUUAACAUGGCAUGGCAGUUUAAAAUUCUCUGUGAGAACUCUGAUGCCAAACUCAGGGAGAUUUAUUUGGGCCCCAGUAUUACCAAUAUCGAAAUUGCAAAUGAAGCUAGUCUCUCGGGGAGCGAAGAAUUGUGCAUACUUAACAAUAACAGUAAAAAAAUUGAUUACCCUUGCAACAAAACAGUAAAUUUUGAGUUAACACUACCAGAAACAACUAAUAUUGCUAAACCAAAAGAAUCAUCUAAUCUUGAGCAAAGUAUGACAGAAAUCAAAAGUAAACAAAGAUACUCAAAGAUACAUCAAUGUGAAACUUGCGGCAAGAUUUUUAACAGAAGAGAGUAUUUAACACAACAUUUACGCAUUCAUACAGGAGAAAAACCAUACCAUUGCCAUUUAUGUGAGAAAAGAUUCAUAAACUCAGGUCAUUUAAUAACUCACAUGAGAAAACACACAGGCGAAAAACCGCAUAAGUGUUCCCUAUGCACAAAAUCUUUCUCCACAAAACAAGAGUUAACAAAACACACUAUGGUGCAUAAAGGCGAGCGUCCUUAUAUUUGCAGUGAAUGCGGCAAGAAAUUUGGUAGUUCCAGUAAUUUAUACACUCACAUGAAACACCAUACAGGUAACAAAACGUUUUUUUGCAAUGUGUGUUCAAAGAGUUUUUACACAAAACAAGAGCUGAAGCAACAUCAUGUAACUCACACUGGGGAAAAGGCGUUUUUGUGCGAGUUUUGUAAUAGGAGAUUUUCGCAAAUUGCGCAUUUAAAGAGGCAUUUGAAAGUUCAUGCAAAAGAGUAAAUUUAUUUAUAUUUGAUGAGAAUAUUUACAAACUUCCGAAGUGGUGCUAAAUUUUAGAAAUUUAUUUUGGCAAUUUAAUGUUGAUAAAAGAAGUGAUAAAAAUUGUUAUAUUAGGCAAAUAUUUAGACUGAAUCCGAAUUUUCGAUAUAAACCGCGUUAUUAUAGUAUUUAAGCUUAAUAUUAGGUACAAUAUGCAAUAGUCCACUUACUUACACACAUUAUAUGUAACAAUAGUUAAGUCCAAAAAUACUCAUUUUCCUAAAAUAUUGAUAUUUCUUAAUACACAAAACUUUUAACGUUCAGUAAUACAUGAUGCAAUAGUUUUAACAAGUGUACAUGUAUUUUACUAUUAUUUAACUUUUAUGCGGAUUUGCUCAAUGUGGCAUAUAUAUAUUUCAUUUUAAUUGUGAAUUGUGAACAAAAAGUACAAAUUAAUCUUAAGUAUACAAAAAAUUGUAAUUUUUUAUUUAAUUUUAUCGAAUAAAUGACGAAAACC